UCUUCCAUGUAGUUUCCAUUAUCGUAAAGAAUUUCAAGAUAAAAUUAGUGACAGAGUCGACUUGUGGAAAAGGGAAACGUUUGCGAAUUUCAGUUAUGAAAGUGCUGCAGAAUGGUAGGAUAUCCUGCAUGAUUAGUCAAGUGAAGAUGGCGAGCCAAGAAGUUCAGUUGCGAUGUAAGCUGUGCCAGUUUACCGCUUCGUCAAAACAGGAGAUUGCUGACCAUUUUAUGGACGUGCACGCAGCUGUAGAAAUAAUCGGCACUAGCUCCCCAAACCCGUCUGGACCGACCCCUGAGACAGGCAGUACCUGUGCCAACCUGAACAAUGAAGCAGGCGAUGCAGCCGAUCCGAGCACUUCCGAUGCACUCCCUUCAGCAGGGAUGGAGGUUGGGACAGCCGACAGAGCAUUGAGUAAGAAGAAGGUGGGUUUUCGGGGUAAUGCCCUACGAAGCACCAUCAGUCACCUGGUGAGGGCAGCUGAGCAGGCGUCCAAAGAAGAGCGGUCCGCCAAUUCAGCCAAGACUCCCAAAAGCGUUCGGAGGCACCAACAGGCCAGCGCUGUCAAGGAAAUCAGUCAAACAGUCCAUGCUGUUGGAAGAGAACUCCGGAAACACAAGAUGAAGCGCAAAUUUGAAGACUUUGUUCUGCUUGAUAACGACCAGCCCCAGAGGAAGCAGCCGAAAGUGUCACCUACCAAAGGUACUGCGGGCAAGCCAGGGCCUGCGGGAGCGAAGGCAGGUGGUGACAAGCAGACUGCAAGCCGUAAAUCCAGGAGAACCAAGCAGACACAGGUAGUGAAAGGUUCAAAAGUAAAGGCUACCGAACUCAAGAAAAAGAUGGAUGACGAGCUGCAGCAGUGGUACGAAAAAUGGUCUCAGAACCGGAAAUCCAUAAUGGAGACCUGCAAGAAUGCCAACUGUAAUUCCCAGCUGCCGCCUGUUGAGAUGAAACUUCACGAACAGUGUCACAUGAAGAACUACACUGGCUUCAAGUGUCCUCAUUGUAAUCACAUGCAUUCUCAGUGGCGAAACAUGAGGUGCCACAUCUAUAACGACCACCAGGAAAUUGCCAAACCAUUGCUGCUGUGUGAUUGGCCCGGAUGCUCAGCCCCAUUCACCAUCCUGUGGGGCCUUAAACGCCACGUGCUGCGUGACCACAUCCAACCAAAGGCCAUCCAGGAAAAUGUCUCAGAGCAAGACGAGUCACUGGUCGAAGUAGGAGAAGCAGAGGAGCAGUCCAGAAAAGACAAGGCCAGUGAGGAGAGUCUGCCCUCAGAGGAAGCUGACCUUGUAGCCAAAAGAGCGGCCAUCAGGAAGAAACUGAGCAAGGGAAUGGAGGAGUAUGUGGAUGCCGGAACCACGGAGGAAGAAGCGGUGAAAAAGAUUCGCAACAGAAAAAAGUUUCACAAGAUUGCUUGGCUGCCUUCCUGCUCCGUGUGCGAGGCCAAGUACAUCUCCAUUGAGAACAUGGACGCGCACAUCGCCCUGCACACCGUGGAGGGCAGCGACAGCGUCAAGUGCGCAGAGUGCGGAAUCAUUGUGGACGACUGCACCAAACUCCGGGCGCACAUGAAAGAGAAGCAUCGACGGCUUCUCAAGGUCUACCGGUGCGAGCUGUGCAAGUAUGCGGGGGACCGUCACUACGACUACAAGAAGCAUCUCCUGACCCAUGAGGAUACCAAGCCAUGCAUGUGCGAGGUUUGUGGGAAGCUGAUGUCGACUGUCUACAACCUCAAAGUCCACAUCCUGCGCGUGCACGCCACAGAGGAGCAGAAAACCGUCCACUGCCAACACUGCGAUUACCGGUGUGCUGACAAAAUUGUGCUGAAGGACCACAUGCGCUUCCAGCACAAUCUGCUCUGGAAUGGCGACCCAUACAAGGACGUGGAUACGUGGCGGUCAUACAAAUGCGACAAAUGCGAUUACGUUGGUAGGAAAGAGAAAAGCUUGAAGUAUCACAUGCGCGUGCACACAGAACAUCGCCAGUUCCGAUGCUCCAUGUGCUGUUACGCGAGCGGCACCAAGAACAACUUGAUCUUGCACAUGCGAACCCACGCAGGACUGAAGCCAGUCAAGUGUUCAGAGUGUGAUUACAGAGGUGCAACUAACAAAGUUGUCAAUGAGCAUAUAAUGUCCAAGCACAGGGGCAUAAGGCCCUUCAAGUGCCCAUGUGGUUGGUCGACUGCAUAUAGUGGAAAUAUGUGGAAGCACAUGCAGUUUCAUCGUGAGAAAGGUGACGCAUACAAAGAUAUCGCAGAAGCAAGGUAUGGCAAACCGGGGCCCAAGAAGAAGAAGCAAGUCCAACACAGCGAAGCACCUAUCAUCCAGCAGCCUCAAAUCAUCACCAUUGUCCACGAGUUCCAAGAUGCCCAGGACGCGGGGACGCUGAACAGCGGCUCCCAUCAGCCCUCUGCCACAGUCGUCCCUUUCCAAGAGAGCACGCUCGCUGCUAAGGACGUCCCCGCCUCAUCCGCCGUCGCUCAUGUGGAGGACCUGCCCAUUCUGGGCACGCACCUGCUGCUCAACAGUCUGGUGCAGGCCGCGACAGCAGUUGCUCCUUCAGGGACCAAGGCUGGCAGUGACGACGAUCCGGCCACAGCUGGCCUCCAGCAGGCCCCUGAAGAGCUGCAAGACCACAAGGAAAACCAGGCAGCCAGUUACCUGUGCAAGCUGGCCCAUGCCGUGUCCACCCAGAGCACAGGCCAAGAACAGGAGAGCCCCAAACAGAUGGCCGAGGGCAAGGAGCUGCCGUUAGGGAGUGGAGUGCAGGUGACGGAGGUACAGGUGCCAACAGCAAACGCUGGCUCUGUGGAACAGACCAUCCAAGAACUUGUACUAUGGUAGAAGUAAGAGAUUAACUCAUUCUAGUAUGAAACACAGGUACAUGCAUCAUUGGUGGAUGGGGUAGGGGUUCAAAUGGGGGCGACCCCCAGCCCCCACAAAAUAGAGGCCAUUUGGGAGGCUUGGGAUUAAAUUGACAUGUACGGUGUAUAGAAAUAGAAUAUCUUUUUCGUUCUACAGGUAACUCUCAUCACAGUGUUGCUAUAUGUAGGACUAACCGAUUUAUCCUGUUAUAUCCAGAACCUUGUCGUAAAAGGAUUGGAUGAAGAAAGAAACAGAAUUAAGGAGACUUGGGACUUCAGGGGAAUUUAAGAGUGGUCAUUAUGUCAGGGGUCUACUGCGCUUCAUUUCCUCUCCUCGAAGUUUGGUUAAAGCUCCAAAGUUAAGCUCUAAUCUGUGAAAGACCCUAAAGAAUGCAUGAAGAUAUCCACAAAGCUCCCUCCCCCAGUUUUUGCCCCCCUCGCCCAUACACUUGGUUCUUGACCUGCCCCCAUCAUGUACUAAAGAGUGCUGAAGUGAAUAAGUCAUGCGCACAAUUGUGUGUAAAAGGCAUUAGGGGAGAACUAUCACAUUUACUGGGUCAAAAUAAUGUCGCAUUUCUGUAGUCCACGUAUGUAUAUACAUGUACAUGUACACAUUAAAGUUUAACGAAGUGGUUCAUCCUGGAUUUGAUGAUUUAAUUUUUUGUUUCUUAUUCACUUAUGUACAAAGCGUUAUUUUCAAAUAAGAUGUUAUGUUAUGAAAAGUACAAAGAAGAGGCCUGUUUAAUUAGGAAUAUUGAUUAGUGUUAUUUCUCAGUGGUUUUCUGAUGACAAACAUGUACAUGUUUACGUAUAAGGAAAUUUGGCUAUAUGAGAAUUAGAGUUCGGGAUGUAAUGUAGGAAGAGUUGGCAAAGGCCUUUUAUGAAAGUGCUCAACCUGACAUUAAUUUCUGUCAAGUGCCUUUUAUAAUGAUGCAUGAAUAUUUGAAGUAGACAACCUGGCAAGCGAAAUUCUCAAUGCAUAGCUUUCCAGAGCAUUGUUUAUUUGGUGCUGUCCGUCAGGUUGUGGGGAAAAUGUUGGAAUGGACUGGAAUGUCGGAGUCAAACCUAUGCCCUGUAGAGAAAUAUGAAAGGGCUGCGUAGCAUCGUGAUCAGAAUAUUGACAAAACUAUAAUUAUACAAUCGGUGCUCUGAAUUAUCUUAUUUACUGGCAAUAAGAUAUUUCAGAGCAUUGAUUGUAUAAUUCUAUUUUUGUCAAUGCCUUGCUAAUAGGACAAGGCUCAAGAACCUAAUGUAAAUGUAUACGUUUAUCGGUUAAUGUAUAAUAUUUACAUCAAAGGUGUCAUAAAAUAGGCUGAAUUUUUGUGGGUGUCAAUGCUUCCAGUGGAGUGAUUGUGUUGGAUGGGCAGAUUGAUAAUUAACUAUGGGGAAAUACAUUUACAUGUAUUUUAAUUACAUGCAGUAGUUUAUGAACUGUUUAUUUUCUGUUAUUUUGCUUUGUGCAUGGUGUGUAGGUAGCAUGACUUCAUGGUUGUUAGCAGUACGUUUUUGCUCAUCAGUAGCAAAUUUACAUAUAAUGACUAUUAAUAAGGGUCAGUACUGAGGUAGGUAUGUGGGGGAUCAGUUGUUUUGGUUUCUUUCACUUUUAUUUCUUUUUCCCCCAUAUCUUUACGUUUAUUAUUUUAUUCAGAGGGCAAGCUUGCCCCGGGGUCCUUUUGAUUCAUUCCAUUUUAAAUGGGGGGGGGAGGACAGUAUGUAAUCACAGCUUCUAGACUGAUGAGGGCUUCAAGUGUUUGUGUGCUCCUCAGGUGUGUCUUGGAUACAGGGGUCAUAUUUCGUUUAACGGACUGGACCACAGGGCCAGUGGUAUCUCAUGAAAUUCCAGACCAGGGCAUGCUACAAAUCUCACACUAUGUACUGCCUCAAAAGUUGUGUAACACAUAUCCAUGUACAAGUAUAUAAGUUUACCUCAAAUUUAAGCUUGCACAAGUUUUUUUUAUACAAUAAAUAUGUUAGAAAAAAAAGUUAUAAAUUCUGUACAUGUAUGUUAGGAAAAAAAACAGACUGCCAUACUUGUUUGGGUGUCGAUGUUGCACGACUGACGUUAAAUUCACUGGUCCAAUGGGUAUUUUGAAUCCAGAGUUACACAGGAUACUUACAGUGCAGGAUUGGUUACAUGUAUGUGCGUGUAAAUAAUAGAAGGGUUUUUCCAGGUAACUGGUGAAAGAUUGUCUUUUUUUUGAAGGUGCAAAAAGAUUCACAUUUACAAGCUUGGAAUGCAUAGUACCAGUGGGAAGGAUAGGCUCCACAUAUAUGUACUGACAUCAUAUUGCCCUACAUGUAAACCUAACAAAUUUGUUUGAAAAGAGGAUAUGUGGGCAAAAUCUGUGUUGCUUGAUCUGCAUUUACAUGUGCAGUUCUGUUCUCCACCAAAAUUCAUAAAAUGUUUAAAAUCACCCGUGUUUUUGUGUUCAAGAAAUUGAUCCCUGGGUACAUGUAAAUGCCUCGGGCAUAGGCUGGUUUUCUGUGCCAAAGUGUGAACACUAAAUACAGUUUCUGAACAGCGGAGCAUUAUUAAGUGAUUUAUUGAUCAUCACCAUCAGCUCUAACAUGACGAGGAACAAAAGUUUUGCCAGCGUAACAGAAAUAUUAUGGUAAAAUGACUGGAAUGACUAGGAAAAAUGAGAGUUCUAGACAAUUUGGACUUAUGGUUUUGCUCCUCAUGACAUUGUUCUGAGAGUGCUCGGUACACCAAGUUGACUGUCUUGAGUAUAAGAUGUAUGAAUUAUUUGAAACACCCCAAGGUACAUUGUAAUUUGGAAUGUGGAACUUGCUUUUAAGGUGAUUUAACUUGAAGGGAGUAAUUACAGAGCUGGAAUUCAUUUCAGAGCCUCAAUUUGACCCAGACUGCAUUUGCAAGUCUAGCUUUGAGUUGAACUCAUAUUGAAAAGCUGUCAAACGGAUAAAAACCUCAUCAUUCUUCUGGUCAGUAGCAUUGUUGAGUUCUUGCAAACCAUCAUGGCAAGAGUAAUAUUGAAAAGGGGAGGGGGCGGAGAAACAAGGUAAGGGGGGGGAAUAUACAUGUACAUGUAAACGCCCACCCCAAGUUAAUGCCAUGAACAUACACGUGGACAUGUACCCAUACACUUCAUUUGACAAAUCAUACGGGAAGUAGUGACAGUGAAUUCUUGUUGACUUUAUCGCAUGUCCUUUAUUACCCAGUCUGCAAACAAUAAUAAUAAGCAUGUAUAUAAAAAUGGCAUUGGUUAUAAAACACUAAUCGCCUCGUUAAAAGUGUGUUUUUGCUCACAGAAAUGACAAUAGGAGGAAGGUGAUAGCAUAAACUUUCUCAUUCAUCGAAACGUCAGUGCCAAAUUAUUGAUCUGGUUGAAGAUAAUUUUAAACCCAAUAACUUUAAUAUAUGUAUAAAUUUUUACUCCCUACACCAUAAAAUUCAACAGUUAAAAGAAUGAUUUCCACACACCAGUUGUAAACUAUCAUAAUUUCUGGAGCACUAUGUGAAAUAUGUGUACAUGUAAUAGUGAAGCAGUUUGUACAGUAAUUACUAAAUGUGAUUUAUAUCCCAAACAGGCACAAUCCUUGUGUGUACUCGUAUUGUGUGAAGGGAUUGUUUGAAAAACAUACUUGAUUUUAAUGACUUGCCGAGGCUGCAAUAGAAUGGUUCAAUAUUUCAGCCCAGCUGGUUUACUGCUUUCUCAAAUCUCUUGGGCAUCAAGAAGACGUUGUUUGCUUAAAUCAAACCAGCAUUUUCAAACAUUUCAAGCACUGAUAUCUUACAGCACAAGCUUCACCACUCUACAGAAUACUCCACACGUUUGCACAAUAUACCUUUCAUUAAGACCAGUCUUACAGAAAUAAAACAUUUCAUUACCAAAGAAACUCCAACUAAAUCAUUCCACUGUGUUUACUGCAACUUAUAUACUAAAAUCUAUUGUAAAAAUUACAUGUGUAAGCUUUAAACUUGACUACGCAACUGAAUAAUCACAUUAUGAGUUGUUUAGUAUGAAAAAUAAAAAGGCAAUCCAACAAAUCUUUGCAAUCCACUACAGCAAACGGUAAAAUGCAGAUUGAAGAACAAACAAGUAAGCUUUUCUUUGAAGUCUUAAACAAUUCUCUUUAAGAAAAUGAACUACUGAUUCACAGAUGAGCUGCCAGUUUCCGCUCACUAAAUUCCAUUUCACAUCCAAUUAAUACAUUUUUAUUUCUACAGUACAAAAAAAAAGAAUACAUGUAGAAAACUGAACAGCAGUCGCUUUGUUACGUGCAUAUUAGAAGCCAAGGCAAUGUUUAUUUCAGUUCUGAAUAUUUUGAGUUGUUCUUUUGUUUUUGAUUUCUGUUCAUGGUCUUUUCAAAACACCUUCAAUAACUUGCAGUUGGUAGACAAUGCUGCUGAUUGUCUGCUUACUGGUCAAACGGAAUGAGCUCCCUGACCUUUUCUUCACAGAAUUUACUAACUGAUACAGAAUACAAGAUCAUUCUCAUAUUUAAAACACUAGUUCUGCCUGUCUUACAUGCAAAAACCUAACUACAGCUUUGAAUUGUCAGACUUGAGCUGGAGGUCAUUCAGUAGUCUCUCUUCCAUUCCCCCCAGCUUGUCUGUUCAGUUUGGGUGACCAAGCCUUAAACAGUGUGGCGCCUCGGCUUUGGAAUCAGAAAAC
Acanthaster planci (crown-of-thorns starfish) is the source of this 7500-nucleotide messenger RNA. RefSeq lists its product as uncharacterized. Lineage: Eukaryota; Metazoa; Echinodermata; Asteroidea; Valvatida; Acanthasteridae. The record is from RefSeq and is a predicted model, not a curated record.